Mesocricetus auratus (golden hamster) is the source of this 959-nucleotide messenger RNA. Its product is annotated as pregnancy-specific glycoprotein 22. Gene Ontology annotation, cellular component: external side of plasma membrane. Gene Ontology annotation, biological process: T cell activation. The record is from RefSeq and is a predicted model, not a curated record. Lineage: Eukaryota; Metazoa; Chordata; Mammalia; Rodentia; Cricetidae. The annotation marks the transcript as partial. The transcript has 4 exons.
AUGAAGAUCGUGUGCUUAUCUCCACCAACUGUCCUUUGGACUUGUGGGCGCCAAGACACCUCCUCCAAGCCCACCAUUGAAUCAGUGCCGCCCAGUAUUGCUGAAGGGGGGAGUGUUCUUCUACUCGUUCACAAUCCCCCAGAGAAUACUGAAGCCUUUAUCUGGUUCAAGGAGAUGUCUGCGUUCAAGAGAAUUGAGAUUGCCCAAUACAUCAUAGACAGGAAAUCAACUGUGUGGGGGCCUGCAUACACUGGAAGAGAGGUACUGCACAGUGAUGGAUCCCUGCUGCUUCACGGCAUCACUGAAAAAGACCCUGGACUGUACACCCUGCAAAUUGUGAGAACAGACAUGAUACGUGAGGAAACACAAGUGCAGCUCCAGGUGCACACCCCCCUUUCUCCAUGCUGUAUGCUUACUUCUUCCCAGCUCGUGAUCCAUGCAGUGCCUCAGUAUGCUGCUGAAGGGGGACACGUACAUUUCCAGGUUCGCAAUCUUCCAAAAGAUGUGAAAGCCUUUUCCUGGUACAAAUUGGUAACUACACAGCAGGUCCUUAAAAUUGUUGAAUACAGCAAAACCAGGACUUCUACCUCCUGGGGGCCUGAAUACAGAAGAAGAGGGAGGAUGCACCAUGACGGAUCACUGAUGCUCAAGGAUCUCACCGGGAAAGAUGAAGGAAUGUACACACUAGAAAUUUUAAACAAAGAUUUGAAAAUUGAAAUAUCGUUCGUGAAAUUUUACAUGAAGAAGAAUUUGGCUCAGCCCUAUGUGCAAGUCACAGAUUCCACAGUUGCUGGAAAUAGAUCUGUGAUCUUCACCUGCAUUUCACCGGACACCGAUGUCUCUAUUCACUGGAUCUUUAAUAACCAGAGUAUGCAUCACCUCGAGAGGAUGACUCUGUCCCCGACAAAGUGUGGACUCAGAAUAAAUCCUUUCAUGAGUGUGGAUGCUGGAGAGUACAA